AUGGCGGCGCAGCCGCAGUCGUCAGGGGCCCCCAAGGGGGCCCCCCAGUUGUCUGAGCCCCCUCAGCUUUCUUCCGCAGCAGACAUGACGGGGCCCCCGUCCCCCCUUUCUCCCCCCUCCCCAGCAGCAGCAGCAGCAGCAGCAGCAGCAGCGGCUCCAGGAGAGGGGCAGGUGUGCGUCUGCGUGGAGAGUCCCCGGAGCCGCGUCGGAGGCCGCCGGCGCAGCAGCAGCCGCAGCAGCAGCAGCAGCAGCAGCAGCAGCAGCAGGAGCCUGGAGCAGCUGAAAGCAGCAGCGCCGCUGGCUUCCGCGCAGCCCACGCCGUGGGGCCUCAACCGCUAUUUGCUGCUGCUGCUGCACCUGCUGUACGUGUCAGUGAGCGCCCGCGUGCUGUUUGGGUGGCCGCACUUGUCGAACAUGCUGCUGCGGGACGGGGCGUACCUGUGGCUGUGCGACCCGCAGCAGCAGCAGCAGCAGCAGCAGCAGCAGCAGCAGCAGCAGCAGCGGCGGUACGCGUGCGCGGCGCAGGACGAACAAGUGCAGUUUCUCUUCACGCUGGGAAUGGCUGUCUCCUUUUGCUGCUCGCUGCCCGCGGGGGCCCUCCUGGACUGGGGGGGCCCCCGUGCUGCUGCAGCAGCGGGGCAGCUGUGUGGGGCCGCGGGCUGGCUGCUGCUGGGCCUCUCGAAGCAGCAGCAGCAGCUCUACGUGCCUGCUGUGCUGCUGCUGGCAGCAGGAGCUGACGCAGGCUAUCUCCCGGCCUUAACUGUGGCUAAGCUUUUCCCGCAGCAGCAGCAGCUUGUCUUGGUUUUGGUUUGUGCAGCAAUGAGUGCCAGCUUCAGCGUGACGGCCAUCAUGGACGCGGCCUGGCGGGCCUCUGCUGCUGCUGCCCCGCAGGCCUUAUUUGUCGCAGGAAGAACUCAGCAGCAAAUUCGCAGCAGCAAACGACCCCGCAGAAAGAUCCACUCUCAAGUGCGACCCCGACGAGCCCGAGCUGCUGCUGCCCCGCCCCGCUGCAGCAGCAGCAGCAGCACCAGCAGCAGCAGCAGCAGCAGCACCCGCAGCAGCAGCAGCGGCGGCGGACGAGGCCGCGGGGGUGCCGAGCGAAGCCGCGCUCGCCGCGCCCCCAGAAGCAGCAGCAGCAGCAGCAGCAGCAGCGCCCGCAGCAGCAGCAGCAGCAGCAGCAGCGCCCGCAGCAGCAGCAGCAGCAGGAGGCAAGGAGACGUCGUUUGUGCGGCAGGCGUUGUCUGCGCACUUUGUGCUGCUGCUGCUGUACUGGGCUUUGGACUCAGUGCAUUUUAG
This is a messenger RNA of Eimeria necatrix, 1296 nucleotides long. RefSeq lists its product as hypothetical. NCBI's taxonomy places the organism in Eukaryota, Apicomplexa, Conoidasida, Eucoccidiorida, Eimeriidae. The transcript has a single exon. The record is from RefSeq and is a predicted model, not a curated record. The coding region runs from base 1 to 1296 and encodes 431 amino acids.